AUGAUUUUCAAUGACAUAAAUAACCCAAACAUAAAAACUGGCCAAAUAAAAUUACCACCAUUUCCUAAUAAUGCAGUGAUAAAGAGAAUUGACGUUAGUCGAGGAGAAGACUUUUGGAUUUUAACAGAUGAAAAUAAACUUUAUCAUUGGAGUACAAUUUUGAAACAAAUGACAUUUAUGCGAAGGAAUGUCACCGAUUUUUCUAUUGGAUCAGAUGGAACAGCCGUUUAUAUUAAUCAAAACAAUGAAAUAUAUAUUAGAAAUUUAUAUGUUUAUUCAUGGGAUAAAAUAGAUGAUGAUCAUCACACUCAUCGGACUAUUUCCUUAUGUGAUCAUAGAACAAUUUUUACAACAAAUGAUUAUGCUGAUUUCAAUAAAGGUGUUUAUCAUGAUGAAUUUAAUACAUAUAAUUGGGAAUCUGUUGAUGACAUAGGAUAUUAUUACCACAUUUAUUGUGCUUAUCAUGAUCAUUCUUUAUGGAUUAAAGAUCGUUAUAAUUUGAUUUAUAAAUAUAUUAAUAAAAACAAGCAUACUCCUUUAGCAGAAAUUCCAUUCGAUUAUAUUAAAGUUCUCUCUGAAAAUUAUGCAAUUGGAAUUGAUUAUUAUUUCAGAUUAUGGAAAUAUAUUGAAGGUACUUGGGUUUUGAUUAGAAAUAAUGUUAAAUGUGCAACUAUUAAUUAUAAUGGAGAUCUUUUUUUCCUUGAUAAAAAUAAUAAUUAUAUUAUCUAUAAUAUUAAAAAUUCGAAUUUCUGA
This is a messenger RNA of Rhizophagus irregularis DAOM 181602=DAOM 197198, 753 nucleotides long. RefSeq lists its product as uncharacterized. The record is from RefSeq and is a predicted model, not a curated record. Lineage: Eukaryota; Fungi; Glomeromycota; Glomeromycetes; Glomerales; Glomeraceae.